AUGAGUUUAACACCACCAAUCCAAAUGACAAGUGCAGAGUUGGAUAAUGAUUUACGUGAAGUACGGCAAGCUUUGGAUUUAUUUUUAAGCUCGAAGAUAAAUGAAGCUGAAAAUUUGGUCUAUGUCAAGAGUAAAACGUCAUUGUAUCAUUCGUUAGGAUACUCGUUUAUAGUCUUCUUAAAGUCGUUAAUGACUUUUGAGCCGGCGGAUAUUGAGAAAGCUAUUCGAACGAUAAAGGGUACCGUGCAAAUAGCAUCAUCUUUACGUAAACGAGAUACAAUAAUCGGAUCUAUCUCGAAUUUUGUGAAAGGAGGGACCGUUGGCGUUAAUUCAUUGAAAUCGAUGGAUCGAAUUCAGCAACAUGCAGAAUUAGUCUACGCGGAAGCUUACCUGUUAAAAGCAAGCCUUUGUAUAAUUAACGAUAAUGCUUUUGUAUCGUUUAUAAGAGAGGGUAUUAACAUUAGGAACAGUUAUAUGAUAUAUCGUAAUUUAGCGAAAUUUUUGGAGUGUGUAAAGAAAGAUGAAGAUAUGAAGAACUUUGAGGUGGACGAGCAUUUCAGCUCGGGGGUGUCAUUGGGCAUCGGGAUGUUUAAUUUAAUGUUAUCGUUAUUACCACCGCGAGUAUUGAAAAUUAUUGAAUUUGUUGGAUUUAAAAGUGAUCGUAGCUUAGCCCUAAAAACAUUGGAAUCAUGUGGUGGAUGGACGCAUGUUUCUCCUACUAAUGAUACUUCUAGUAAUGGUAAUAUAGAGGAGGAAGGAUUACGUCGACCAUUUUGUGAUUUAGCAUUACUUGCAUAUCACCUGGUAGUCAGCAAUGUUUUGCCAGUUAAUGAUACUGACAUCACGUUUGCAUCAGAAAUUCUCAAUUACAAUCUACGGCGGUAUCCGGAUGGCGUGCUGUUCCUUUAUUUCUCUGGGCGUAUAAAUCAAACUGAAUCUUAUAUUGAUGAAGCAAUCGUGCAGUAUAAAAAGGCCAUUGAUAUUCAGAAACAGUGGAAACAACUUCAUCAUAUUUGUUAUUGGGAAUUGGCGUUGAAUUAUCAGUGUUUGAGGGACUUUGAACGUGCUCAUGAGUGUUUCGAGAUAUUAUGUAAAGAGUCGAUGUGGAGUAAAUGUGUUUAUUCGUACCAGCAGGCUGUGUGUGUGUAUACUUUGGGGCGACCUGAAGAUAUGGAUCAUGUGAUUAAUAUGAUGAAAAAAGUACCGGAAUUGACCCAGCGUAUAGCAGGUAAAUCGAUUCCCAUGGAGAAAUUUGUUGUGCGUAAGGCUCGCAAAUUUGUCGCCCAAGAGAAUCGUCUUCUUUUACCUGCUUGCGAAUUAACGUACGUGUGGAAUACGUACGAUGUCAUGCCUUUAGCAGAGCUUUUAAAGUCAUUAUCAAUUAUUGAGGAUACAAUCAACAGCCUGGACGGAAUCGAGGAAAAAGACUAUAAUAAUUUCUGGGAUGAUUUCUGUCUGGCGCAUUUACUUCGUGGUGUGAUUCUUUCAAAAAUUGCUUUCCCGAAUAAUCCCAAUCACGAGGAUGUGAAAAAAUUCAAACGCAGCGAAGAUAAUGUCGCAAACUCAAUAACAUCUCUCCAGUCCGUCGUCGAGAACGGCGCAAAGAUAAAAUUAGACCACUACGUGUUACACUAUGCACGUUAUGAACUUGGCCGCCUGUACACAAACAUGCAUGAAUUCAGCAAGGCAAAAGCAGAAUUUGAAAAAGUGCUGAAUGGUGGUGACAUUAAAAGAGUUGGAAAAUACUCGUUAGAAAAUAUAUUGCAGUUACGAACUUAUAAUGCUCAGGUGAAACUGGAUCUUUUGGUAGAAGAAUGCACGAAGAAUGGAAACACGUAG
This is a messenger RNA of Ambispora leptoticha, 1839 nucleotides long. The record is from the annotation of a GenBank genome assembly. NCBI's taxonomy places the organism in Eukaryota, Fungi, Glomeromycota, Glomeromycetes, Archaeosporales, Ambisporaceae.